UUCAUUAUUAGUUAAAUUGUUAUGACGGGUUUUGCCUGCUUAAGGCCGUAUUGUUGCAAAGAGAAGCAUUACCAAAUAUGGCAUUGUGAAUCUAUUUCCGUUCAGAAACCUACUGCAUCUCGGGUGGUUUAGCCGCCUAACCCUGAUUACUCAAUAUUUAUCGACACAGUAUAACUUUGCAAGUGUUCCGCGGGAUUAAUGCUCAGAAUAGGAUCUCUGUAGUAAAAAUACGGCCUUAAGAUGUCUUUCCGUGUGGUGCGUACCAGCAAAUUUCGCCAUGUCUAUGGCACGGCUCUCAAACGAGAGCAUUGUUAUGACAAUAUCAGAGUAUCAAAGUCUUCCUGGGACUCAACCUUCUGUGCUGUGAAUCCAAAGUUUCUGGCCAUUAUUGUUGAAUCAGCUGGCGGUGGCGCAUUUAUUGUCCUCCCUCACAACAAGGUUGGGCGGAUACCAGCAGAUUAUCCCCUAGUUGGAGGGCACAAGGGUCCAGUAUUAGACAUUGCAUGGUGUCCUCACAAUGAUAAUGUGAUUGCAAGUGGCUCUGAAGAUUGUGUAGUUAAAGUUUGGCAGAUUCCAGACGGAGGAAUUUCAAGAACCUUGACAGAACCAGUUGUUGAUCUUCUUUACCACCAGAGAAGAGUAGGCCUUGUUCUGUGGCACCCAACUGCACAGAAUGUUUUGCUCACUGCAGGUUCUGACAACCAAGUUGUCAUCUGGAAUGUUGGAACAGGGGAAAUGCUUGUACAUAUUGAUUGCCAUCCAGAUAUUGUAUAUAGUGCUUGUUGGAAUUGGGAUGGUACACAGCUUCUAACAACAUGCAAAGACAAAAAAAUGCGUAUCAUUGAUCCUCGCACCGGGGAAGUGGACGAGGAGGCAAUGUGCCAUGAAGGAACCAAAGCUUCACGAGCCCUCUAUCUGAAAAGUGGACUUGUAUUUACUACUGGUUUCAGUCGAGUCAGUGAACGACAGUAUUCUUUGAGAGCUCCAGGUCAUUUAGAAGAACCUAUUGUCAUGGUUGAAUUGGAUACUAGCAAUGGUGUAAUGUUUCCCCUGUAUGAUCCAGAUACAAAUCUGGUUUACCUAUGUGGCAAGGGAGACAGUGUUAUAAGAUAUUUUGAGAUAACAUCUGAACCCCCAUUUGUACACUACAUUAAUACCUUCCCAACUCCUGAUGCUCAAAGAGGCAUUGGAAUGAUGCCAAAGAGAGGUUGUGAUGUAACCUCAUGUGAAAUUUCGCGAUUUUAUCGCAUUAACAAUUCUGGUUUCUGUCAGGUUAUCAGUAUGACAGUUCCAAGAAAGUCGGAGCUGUUCCAAGAAGACUUGUACCCUGAUACAGCUGGGGACACAUCAGCUCUUAGUGCUGAAGAAUGGAUGGAAGGCAAAAAUGCAGAACCCAUUUUGGUCUCCUUACGCGAUGGGUACACAAGCACAAAGAAGAGUGACCUCAAAGUUGCAGUUUCCGGAGGGAAACGUAAUGUUCUUGACAAACUAUCAAAACACAGUUCAAGUACCACUAAUCAUAGGUCAGUGGAUGAGUCAGAUACAUCCUUGGCACCUGUUGCACCUCCUCCAGUAGCUUUAUCUGAUGAUACAAUUAAAGAAUUUAGGGAGGAGAUCCGCAAGCUAAAAGCAAUGAUUGUUAAACAUGAGAACCGCAUUCGGGCACUAGAAGCUAAGCAAGUAACAGCUGAUGGAGGGGCAGCAGUAGAUGCAACACCUACUGUACCAACGCCAACCCCAGUUGCAGCACCUGUUACUGUACCAUCAAACAAUUCUGGCCCUGAAGAGUUAGCUCCUGAUGAAGUUUGAAAACUUUCAUUUCUGGACAACAUUAUUAUGACUUACAUGAACAAAUGUUCAGUUCUUCUUUUUUUUUUCUUUUAAUGUGACUUUUUUUUUUUUGAGAGAGAGAGCUUUUAGUCUUGUAUAAGGCUUAUUGUUUUGGAGCAAUGCUUUUAUAUUUUAUGAUUUAAAGGGUGCUGACAACUUAUCCAUUUCAUGCUGGAUAUGUACUUGUAUCUAAUUUGCUAAGCUCAAUUAGCAUUGAUAAACUUACUUAUCUCUCAUUGUGACCUCUAUGGGCAAUUGUGUUUGUUUGCCCAAAUUACUUAUCAGUUUCACAGGUUGUUUUUGUUCUUUCUUUGUCUCUGUUCUAAUCAAUGUUCAGACCAGUAAUUUUUUCACAUUAUAUUGUAGUGAUGAACUGUUAAAGCUUUCAGACCUUGCAAGAAAAGAAUAGAUUGAAAUUCAACCUUUGUACCUGUUUACUCCGUCAUUUAAAGCAAGAGCCUGUAUUUUAUUAGCACAAUAACGCUUUUUCUCUUCAGAGUACAUUUUGUGUGCGUUGGGUAUACCAUAGCUUCAAGCCAAAAAGCUAUAUUUAGUUUCUUGCUCCUCUGACAUAUGUAAUGUUAGCCACAUCUAGUAUUCAUAAUAUAUUUUUGUUAAGACAUUUUUAUCUCAUUUUCCUUUGCAUGUGUAUGACUUAGAGUUAUGUGCACAUGUUACUGUGUUCCUAUUUCAGGGCUCACAUCUGUUGUUUGUAAUUGUUUUUGUGUACAUAUCAAUCUAAGGAAGUAAGCGUUGAAGUGUGCUCAUAUGCAUGCUUGCGACGCUGUUGAUCCUAGUCUGUGGAGGAGUGAUAGAUCUAGCAGGAGCAAGAGCUGCCACAGCUUUUAAGUAGUCUAAAGAAAGCUAAUUUUUCACUUUACUAGAAAAUUACCUUUGUUUUCUUUUCUGAAACUGAUCUGCAGUAAGCGAACAUUUUCUUAAGUGUUUCAUGCAAGUUUAGCUGUGCAAAUUUUUGAGGAACACACUUAAGGUCUUUGUUUCUGUGUAACAAUUUUGUGUGUUCUUUGUAGAUAGUUUUAUACUAAUCAUUGGGAGAAACUAUCUCAUCUUUGUUAGGAAGAGAACUAGAUAUUUUCCUUUUCUUUUGUUGGACUGCUAUUGCAUUUUCAAGUGAUAUUUUAGAUAUGACCAUUGUCGGCAUUGACAUUUUUAUUUCAGCUUGGAAUUUCCAAUUGUUUUGGGAAAAGAGUAUUCAAUUUUUUAUUUUCCUGGCCAAAAUAUCUUAGUUUUAUGAACUGAAAGGAGUCAUACUUUUUCUCAGUAAGAUAAGUAUUUUAUUUAAAGACCUGCUUUCUGGGCUCUUGAGCUCCGUGUAAUGUGUCCAUAUGAUGCAGAAGUUCUGUUCUUCUUAUUAAAUCAGUAUUUCAAUCAUUUCAAAUGUCAUCAAUUUAACCUGGCUCUCGUUUAGUAUUCUUAAUUUGAAACAGCAUUAUGUCAUUCGCAGAUGUUAUCUUUUUUCAUUCAUAAUUAUUUUUGCGUGUGUGUGUGUUCAAAGAAGAAAAAAAAGAGAUAACUGGUGUUAGUUCUCUGUCAAACAGGUGCUGAUUCCCCUUGUGUUAACUGAUAACUAACUGUAUCUGGAAGAUUUUGUCUUGCCAAUUUGAAACUGACACAUUUGUCUGAGUAUUUUGUUUCAUAUCUUGUAGAGAAACUUCAGAAUGAAAUAUCAUUUGGUGUAGUAUUAACUUAGUCGCAUUUAUCAGAACUGCCAUGGCCAGGACUUUAAUUUUAAGGCUCACUGCACUUUUGUGGUCUCCCUUUAUCGCACCCACCGCUCAAACUGUGAAAAGAAUAGUGAGUGUAUUGUUGCAUGCUUUAUCCUCUAUUAUUGUUGAAUGCUUCAGGGUAUUAUCCUGAAACUAAUUUCUUUAUGAAUCUUUUGUGCCUUCUCAGCAUUAUUCUGACUUAGGUAAGAGUAUUUUAACUGAAAGUGUCUAGCACUUUAAUAUGAUUUUAAAAGAGUGAAUCCACUCUCUUUCUCUUCUCCCAACUGAAAAAAUUCUCAAAACUAAAAUGAAAUGCUCAAGCAUAAUUUUCAGGCUGGCAAAUACAAUUUCAAGCUUUUACACGUGUGGUUUAACAAUACUAUGUAUGAUUGACAGUAGAAUUUUGUUUGAUAUUAUAUUUAGACUAACUUCAUGUGAUGUAGCAUUUGUUGUUUUAUGUUCUCAUUUUCAAUUCUUUCUUUUAAAUUUCAUGUAGUUACAAUAUCGGAUAUAAGGCCCAGUUAAAACCGAGUGAAUAACAUUUGUCUAAAAUUGUUUUUUUUUUUUUCCUUUUUUUUAAGGGGGGGGGGGAGUAGAUAUUCUUUUGGUGCUUGUUGGUCUUGUGCAUAUUGUGGUUGCGGUCCAUUAUGUUUGGCCAUUCUUGUGUUCUUACAAAUAACUCUCUUCACCUUUUAUCAGACUACAAGCAGUUUAAAAUGUAUCUUUUGACAAUCAGUUGAAUAAGUAGAGGAAGUGAAACUCAGUUUUAAUUAAGGUCCAAAGUUCAGACAACUUCUUGGUUUUCCUGCUAAUUAUUUUAAAUGUAAAUAUCUUGGAUGAUACCCUGUGCAAACCACUAUGUAUAUCAGCAGUAUGUGAUAACGACAAGGCAGUCCAGAUUUUGACUGAAAACCUCCAAGCUACUCUUUUGUAAUUUUGACAACUUUUCUUUUCAACCUUGGUUACUUACAUUUUAUGAAGCAAGGGUAGUACCUCUACAUAUGUAUGCUUUUGCCUAGUGGUUAGUGAGGUGCUGAUAUUAAAAUCUUCAAAGGUAUGUGAUUUUAUGCAUCUGUGAUUUCCUGAGGUGAAAACCGUUUUGUUUUCAGAUCAGAAUUGUAUCAGUAGGAACUUGUAUUCGGAUCUUUCUGUAUGUGAAAGAUGAUUCUUUGUUGAGGAAUUUGAAGAGCUUUCAUUACCUGUUGAAGAUAAUUGCUUCCUUUCUUUAAUAAAAAAGAAAAGACUUUGAACUACGUUUGUUGUUGGUUGAUAUGUGUUUAUCAACAUUGCUCAGAAGCCACAUCAUGUAACAUUUUUUUAUGUACGUAAUGUAUAUACAUAAUGUGAUUGGACACUUGUUAAAUAACCCUGACGCUAGACCAAAAUUUAGGGAUUGGUGAUAUAAAUGCAUUGGCCUAUGAGGUUUGUUGAUGGUAGUAUUUUCUUAUUUAUCGGUCAAAAAGUACAGAGAUGUAAAAGAAAUAUUUGCUUCAUGACUUCUCUGAAUUUUUUGAAUACAUAAUCGAUUUUAUGCUUUAUACAGCUGAUCUGUGCAUUUACAUGCAAAGGGGCAGACUUCAGACCUAUGCUUCAGACAGCUUAUAUGGCUUGAAGAAUUGAUAAGCAAAACCUUGUCUUGGACUAAUUUUUAGAAGGACAUUGUAGGGUCGGAGUUCAUGCCAGUCAGACUUUAUUUUACUGUAACUAGACUGUUGUGGAGAUUUCAGGCACUGUUACGAAGCUGUCGUGGAAAACCCAACACAGAAGAUAAAACAAAUGAAAAAUGGAGGAAACAAUCACAAUUAAAUUUUUUCCCUUUCUAGGGCUGCUUUCAUGGCAAAGGGAAGUUCCUUCUUUGUAAUCAUCUCUGUAUGUAUCUUAAUAUCACAAAUUAUCAGACAUAGGCAAAGCUUUAUGCCAAUGAAAUUGUUCAUCCAUUUUUUUCCCCAUUUUAAAACUUUAAAUCACUUCUAAUCUGUAUUUUACUUGUGUUUUUGAAGUGUAUUUCAGCUUGUAGAGUGAAUUUUCUGACCAUGUAACAAAGCCAAAUGCUGUAAUAUAAACUGCUUAUGUCCACUUAUAGUAACAAGUCAUUUUUGAUAUCUUUUGUACAAAAUGUAAAGAUUAACAUUUCUAUUUCCCAUGGUUAAUUGUAUAAUGUAUGUUAUUACUUGAGUUUUGUUUUGUUCUUGUUUACCAAACACAUCAACCUGAACCAUCUGGUCAACAUUAGUGAGUGGUGGUGCAUUAUUGCUCUUGGAGAAAACGUUAGAAUCUCUCAAAAAUAGUUUUAACAGACUAACUAUAGUGAGCACUUCAGUUGACUCAUUCUAUCUGCUUCAUAAUUCUUGGUCAGAACACAUAAAUUGCCUAUUUUAAUGCAAAAGGGGGCUAUGUGUUCUAUUUAGCCCAGUUCUUCCAAGUGACUACUAAACUGACAAUAAAUUGCCUUAAAAGUGUACAGUAUUAUUUUUAAUAUCUUCAAAGUUGCUUUCAUGAAUCUUCCGUUUUGUUUUACUCCUAUUAAAAGCUUCUUUGUUCAA
Messenger RNA from Frankliniella occidentalis (western flower thrips), 6100 nucleotides. It is a transcript of the gene coro, whose product is annotated as coronin-1C-A. NCBI's taxonomy places the organism in Eukaryota, Metazoa, Arthropoda, Insecta, Thysanoptera, Thripidae. The transcript has 9 exons. Gene Ontology annotation, biological process: actin filament organization. Gene Ontology annotation, molecular function: actin filament binding. The record is from RefSeq and is a predicted model, not a curated record. Bases 241 to 1809 code for a protein of 522 amino acids.